AUGGGGAUGGGCAAGGAGGAAACAGAGGAUGAUUACGGUGAGGUGGAGAGCGAGGGGAAGCAGGGCACAGAGAGGAGUGAGGUACUUAGUUUCUGUCAGAGUGGGGAUUUGCAGGAGAUUGGGAUGGGCGAGGAGGAGACAGGGGAUGAUUACGGUGAGGUGGAGAGCGAGGGGAAGCUGUGCGCAAAUGUAGGGGGGAGUGUGGAGGAGGUGGGUGUUUUGGAGAGUGGGGUUUGGCAGGGGACGGGGAUGAGCGAGGAUGAGACAGGGGAUGGUGGCGUUGAAGCGGAUCAGUUUGUAAUGAGGACGUUGCUGAUUGACAACUACGACAGCUACACCUUCAAUCUUUACCACCUUCUUGCGGAAGUGAAUGGAGUCCCCCCAGUGGUGGUGCGGAACAACGAGGUCUCCUGGGAGUAUCUCAGAGAUCUGCUGCUGCACCAACGCCUCUUCCAUUCAAUCGUCAUCUCACCUGGCCCUGGCACGCCCUGCUGCCCUGCUGACAUUGGUGC
Messenger RNA from Closterium sp. Yama58-4, 512 nucleotides. The record is from the annotation of a GenBank genome assembly. NCBI's taxonomy places the organism in Eukaryota, Viridiplantae, Streptophyta, Zygnematophyceae, Desmidiales, Closteriaceae.